This is a messenger RNA of Cercospora beticola, 1066 nucleotides long. The record is from RefSeq and is a predicted model, not a curated record. Lineage: Eukaryota; Fungi; Ascomycota; Dothideomycetes; Mycosphaerellales; Mycosphaerellaceae.
UCGCUCAACUUCAGACCUAGGCCCGACCAUUUCCGUUGAGCGACUUGUGCGUACCCACGAUUCGGUCACUUGUCCAAUCGAGGAAAGGCAGCAGCUUGUACGGAGCCAAGCUGCAUAGCUCUGAUCCCAGCAGAUUGCGCGCAUCGGAGGCUCGAGGGCACUCCGAAUGAUCUUGGACAUCCCGUGACUGUCCACGUAUAGCCGCGAUGCCCAGUCGAGCCUCCCACUCGUGGAAAGAUCUGGAUGCCCCAAGGUAUGACGGAUGAUUGGCAUGACCGAGGCUACCACCGCCUAUCGAUCAGACUGCCACUGACGAAGGACGAUGUUCCCUGGCGCAUGCCGCGCUCUUGCCAACGAUGUGUACCCACGCAGCGUGCCGUGGCCGGCAUAUGUUGCAGGAUCGAGGGUCAGAUGAUUGGUGCGCUGGCAAAAGGUGUGGGUCGACGCCGGCGGGUGAGGUCUUUGUGCGACUGGCUCAUCGUGUUCCGACAAGCGAUGCUUCCCACCGCGAAAGUCUCGCAUUCACGUGAGGACCCUGACUGUCAUGGGUAUAUAGGCCCCGCAUCCUACCCACCUUUGAGAAGAUACAAACCACGACAAGAUCAGACACAACUACAACACCACCUACACACCUCACCAAUCUACCAAAUCACAACAAUCAAUAUGGGUGGCUGCGGAAACUCCUCUUGCUCUUGCGGUGCCGACUGCAAGUGCGCAGCAGGCUCUUGCUCUUGCUAGAUUAUCCGCCAUCAUGACAAGAUGAACGACACUGCAUCACCUCGGCGUUCCGGUCGAUACCGUUCUAUCACUACUCGACGAUGAACGACAACCACGAUAUCAACGGCUAUGAUCGAUCAAGUCUGAAAAGGCCUCGCGUUUCGGUUGGAUGUUUGGAUUAUUCAUUAUCGGAGGGAAUGAGAAUGGGAAGAUGCAGAUGUUGGCAAUAUAUGGCUUUAUGAUACAAGAUUGAUACCCAAUUGAACAUACACGAUCACUUCAUCAAUCAUGAAUUCUUUCAUUGCACGUUUUCGUACACACAACAUAUUGCUGUCGUAUUACUCUACCA